Funneliformis mosseae is the source of this 3813-nucleotide messenger RNA. NCBI's taxonomy places the organism in Eukaryota, Fungi, Glomeromycota, Glomeromycetes, Glomerales, Glomeraceae. The record is from the annotation of a GenBank genome assembly.
AUGUCGGUUCCAGAACAGGAAAAUAAUAAUAACACCACAAUCCCUAACAUCGUCCUAGGCAAUGGAGAAAAAGGAGAAAAUAUAGAUUUCUCAAUUGUUGACCAACUUCCUCCGCAACAUAAUUCAGAAUCUUUCGUUGAACAAGAAGAUGACGUCAACGAGAAAUCCUCCGCAGGAAAUAAAAAGGGAAAGAAGAAAAAAGUUAAAAAACCACCCGAGGAAAAUAAUGCCAUUCCCGUGAGUCAAAUAUUUAGAUUUGCUACGCCCCUCGAUAAAUUUUAUAUAUUCAUAGGUACAAUAGCAGCAUUUGGUAAUGGUAUUGCUAUACCUCUCACGGCUGUCAUCUUUUCAGGAUUUAUUAACGUCUUUUCAAGAUUCUCCUUGGCCGUAUCAAUUUAUAAUUCUACUCAAGAUGAAGCACAAUUUGAUGAAGCUAAAAAUGAAUUGAAUUCAGAUAUUCGUCGACACGUUUAUUAUUUUAUGAUCCUGGGUGCUUCGAUUUUUGUCGUUAGUUAUAUUCAAAUGACCACUUGGUCAAUUGCCGGUGCAAAUCAAGCAGACAAAGUUCGCAGAUUAUAUUAUUCAUCUCUAUUAAAACAAGAAAUAGCAUAUUUUGAUAGUACACAAUCAGGGGAACUAACAACACGUAUAUCAAAUGAUACUUAUAUUUAUCAAGAAGGGAUAUCCGAGAAAGUGGGUUUGAUUUUACAAAAUGCUGCUACAUUUUUUGGUGGUUUCAUUGUCGCCUUUUUCGAAAGCUGGCAAUUAACGCUUGUAUUGUGUUCCGUAUUUCCUUUACUGAUUGCCGCUGGAGCUAUUAUGGCAAAAUCCGUUAGUGGUGAUACAUCAAAGGGUCAAGAUGCAUACGCAGCAGCAGGAUCAUUAGCCGAACAAGUCUUUUCUAACAUUCGCACAGUGUUAGCAUUUGGAGGUCAACCACGCGAAUUCGCUAGAUAUUCAGCAAAAUUAGAAUUAGUGUAUAAAGCGGGAAAAAGGAAGGCAGUAAUAAGUGGCAUUGGAUUAAGUUCAAUGAUGUUUAUUAUAUUUUGUUCUUAUUCCUUGGCAUUUUGGUACGGAAGUAAGCAAAUUUUAAAUGGAUCAAAAUCCAGUGGUUUUUCAAUAGGAAACGCUUCACCACAUUUUAGUAGCGUAGCGGCAUCGUUAGGAUCGGCUAAAAAAUUAUUUACAACCAUAGACCGUAAACCUUUGAUAGACGUAACCUCCACCACUGGUCAAAAAACUUCUCCUUCCUCUAAAUUUGAAGGACGCAUCGAAUUUAAGAACAUCUCAUUUCAUUACCCAUCUCGUCCUGAUGUACCAGUAUUAAAAGGUUUCUCAACAAUAAUCGAGCCAAAUCAAACGGUAGCAUUAGUAGGUUCAAGUGGUAGUGGAAAAUCUACGAUAGUUGGAUUAUUAGAAAGGUUUUAUGAUCCCGUCGAAGGAGAGAUCCUUAUCGAUGGGGUACCAUUAAAAGAUUGGAAUUUGAAAUCUCUUAGAGGACUUAUCGGAUUGGUUGGACAAGAGCCGGUUUUAUUUCAAAACACCAUUAGGCAAAAUAUUGCAUGGGGAAAAGUCUCGGAGGAUGGUAGUGAAGUUGAUAUUGAGAAGAUUAAAGAAGCGUGCAAAAAGGCUAACGCACAUGAAUUCAUUGAAGAUUUACCAAAGAAAUAUGAUACUCCGGUGGGUGAUAAAGGUGCAUUAUUAUCAGGAGGACAAAAACAAAGAAUUGCUAUUGCAAGAGCACUUAUAAAAGAUCCACCGAUAUUAUUGUUGGAUGAAGCCACUUCUGCAUUAGAUACGGAGUCCGAAAGUCUUGUUCAAGACGCAUUAGACAAUGCAUCCUCCAAUAGGACAACAAUUGUCAUAGCUCAUAGGUUAUCUACCAUCAAAAAUGCUGAUAAAAUUAUCGUAAUGCAUAAGGGUGAAAUUAAAGAAGUUGAAAAUAAAUCGACGCAAUUAAGAAGAGCUCUUACGAGAGAAUCUACGAUAAAAUCUAUUAAAUCAAUAAAAGAAGAGGAAGAAAAAUUAAUUGAAGAAAAAUUUAAAGGAACAAAGACGCCAUUUUCAAGGUUAUUUCAAUUAAACAAACCAGAAUUUGUAUUAAUAACGAUCGGGGCAAUCGCAUCAGCAAUCGAUGGUAGCAUUUUUCCAGUAUUUGCUAUAUUAUUUUCAUCAUUAUUGGAUUCAUUGGCCAAAGUAGAUCGUCCUAAAGAGCUGGAAAGUGAUGCCAACUUCUACUCCGGAAUAUUUGCAAUUAUUGCAUUAGUCACCUUUUUUGCAGGAUUUGCCAAAACUACUUCCUUUAUGUUAAGUUCAGAAAGAUUAACUAAACGUAUUAGAUUAAAGACGUUUGAUCAUUUAAUGAAACAAGAAGUGGCAUUUUAUGAUGAUGAAAAUAAUAGUGUUGGUAUUUUAACUUCUAGAUUGGCGGUUGAUGCUACAAAGAUUGAGGGGCUUACUGGUUCGCUUAUGGGUAAUAUCAUACAGACGACAGUCACCAUUUGUAUUGGUCUGGGGAUCGCGUUUUUUUAUGGUUGGAAAUUAACCUUGGUCGUAAUUUCUGCGGCUCCUAUUAUUGUAAUUGCACAAUACGCUAAAUUAAAAUCUCUCUCCGGAUACGGUUCCAAGACUCUCAAAGCAUACGAAGGGACAGGACAUAUAGUCCAUCAAAGUGUUUCUAAUAUUCGUACGAUAGCAUCUCUCUCGUUGGAAGAUACAUUCUACAAGUUAUAUCACGAAUCAAUAUCAGAACCACAUAAAACUGCUAUAAAAGGAACUAUGAUUGCAGCAUUAGGGUUUGGACUCUCACAAGGAAUGAUAUAUUUCUUUUACUGUCUUACUUUCUGGUACGGAUCCGAAUUAGUUAAAAGUCAAGAAUAUACAAUAAAGAGAAUGUUCAGCGUAUUCUUUGUGAUAACCUUCACCUCAACCGCAGUUGGUCAAAUAAGUUCUUUCGUCCCAAGUAUUUCCAAAGCGAGGGUAGCAGCACUUUCGAUAUUUGAAUUACUUGAUAGAAAACCGAACACCUCUCCACCGGAUAGUAUAAAUGAUCGACCAACUCCAGUAACAGGAUCAUCUAAAUUCGAUGAUGUACAUUUCUCAUAUCCUGCACGUCCCGAUUCAAAAAUUCUAAGAGGUCUAUCAAUGUCAAUACCUUCUAAUAAGACAAUAGCAAUAGUUGGCUCGAGUGGUAGUGGUAAAUCUACGGUAAUUUCACUACUUUUACGUUAUUAUAACGCCAAUUCAGGGGUUGUCCGUAUGGAAGAUAUUGAUAUAUUGCAAUGGGACCUAGAGUAUUUAAGAGAAAAUCUUUCUUUGGUUGGACAAGAACCUAUUUUAUUUGAUAUGACAAUUGGAGAAAAUAUUGCUUAUGGGAAAGAUGGCGCCACUCAGGAUGAAAUUGAAACGGCUGCCAAACACGCUAAUAUAAACAGUUUUAUUGAAACGCUCCCGGAAAGAUACAAUACCAGAGUUGGUGAAAAAGGAGCUCAAUUAAGUGGCGGACAAAAGCAACGAAUUGCCAUUGCGAGAGCUUUAAUUAGACGUCCCAAACUGUUAUUAUUGGACGAGGCAACUUCUGCCUUAGAUUCCGAAUCUGAAAAGGUUGUGCAAGAUGCUCUUGAUAAGGCCGCUAAAGAUCGGACCACUAUAACGAUAGCCCAUCGAUUAUCUACCAUCCAAAAUUCGGAUUUAAUUUUGGUUUGUAAAAAAGGCAAAGUUGUUGAAUCGGGCAAGCAUUUUGAUUUAGUUGCUAAAAAAGGGAUAUAUUUUGAUCUAGUUAACAAGCAAUCCCUCACAAAAAAUCACGAAUGA